CAGGCCCCGUGACGACACCGGGUAUCGACUGUGGGCCGCCGGCGUAUAAAGUAGCCCGGGGCGACGGCGGCGGUAAACAGUCGUCGGCCGGCGGGCGGUCAGCGGAGAGCCACUGACAGAUAGACAGACAGGAGCGAGCCGUGUGGCGGUCCUCAAACAGGUGGUGACGAUGCGGCCCGUCUGUGUGCUGGCGGCGCUGGUGGCGCUGACCGGUGGCCAACAGCCGGAGCCCGGCGCCCACUGGAUGUCGGGCGCCGUGGCGCGCAGGGCGGCCUCGCUGCCGCCGCGCGACCCGGACGCCGAGGUGAUCGGGCCCAUCACCGACCCGCGGCCGGCGCUCGACGGCAACUUCCAGGUGCCGCACGGCCACCGGCUGGCCGGCGUCUACCGCAACGACAAGCCGCGCCUGCCGGACGACUACGUGCGCUACCUGCGUCAGCAGGGCCUCAGUGCAGAGCAGAUCGAGCACGGCGCCGGCCUGGAGGGCACGCGGCGCGCGCGCGCCCCCACACCUGUCCAGAUGCCGCUGCCGGACGGUCUGACCGUACACUUGGAGCCGGAACAGCCGGCGCAGCCCACCGGCCGGCCAGCGCCCCUUCCAUCGGCGCCGGUGCCUGCCAUCGAGCACCUGCGCGCGGCUGGCGACGAGCACUCGAACGCGGUCGGCGUGGCGCCGCUGGUGCCCGCGUGGACCGGUCUGCCGCGGCUGGAGGACCUGCGCCGCCAUCACCGGCGCGUCAAACAGCGCCUGGACGAGCAGUGGAGGCAGCAGCUGCGCCAGCACCAGCAGCUGCUCGGCCAGCGGUCCCCCGGCGCGCCCCGAGUCCAGGAGGAGUACCACGCGCGCCACCUGCCCGGCGGCGGCCGCAGCGUCUCCUACUCGAAGCGCACCACGCACCACACGUCCUACACGAGCGGCGGGCCGGCGCAGCGGCUGCGGCGCCGCAAACGGCAGCACCGGCCACUCCGUGCCGGCCGCUGGUGAUGGGGGACGGGUCGCCGGACGACACGCUGGAGGGCGCACCGCCGCGCGGGUGACGGCGGGCCGCCUACAGGCAGCUGCUGGAGGGCUCCGCGCUGGUCAUCGCGACUCGCGAGCUGGCACUCAAUCCCUCGUGGGCCACCGCGAUCUGGCGCUGGUGGCCUGCCGCUGGCGCCCGUGAUGUGACGCUGGAGGGCGCCCCGCCGCGCUGGAGAGCAAUCACCUGAGAGUGGCGCCAUAGAAACCGGUGUCAGCCCGACACGAGAAAGGACUGUGGCCAGAGUGCGGCUCGGGCAGGUCACGUGUUUGGAGCUGAGGACGCCGAGGACACAGGACAUCGUCUCCAGGUGAUGACGCGAGCAUUGGGCGCGUCCCGGGGGGACGGCGCUCGCUCACAGUCUGCAUGAGAGGACGGUGGAGCCGGCGGUGGAGUCUCAGCAGCGGGCCGCCGAGCGCGCACCUAGCGUAUCGGACGGACGCUGACUGGCGCCGACCGUGGACGGCCCUAUGCCGGGCCUCGCCGAGGACCGCGUCCGCGGCGCUCUGUAUUGGCCAGGGACGCUGUGAGAAGGCCAGUGGCUUUUGUUGGUACCUACGAGCAUAGUUAGGCACGCUCUGUGCGGCUUUCGAUCGUGUUGAGUUUGUAUAUGUUUUCGCGCAAUUAAUCUAUGUUGUAGCUAGCGUGUGUCUACAAAGGCGUCUCGAACGCUACAACAGAUCAAGCCCCAAACUGAGCUUGUUGAUGUUUCUCGUGACAAUACGCAUGCGGAUGUAUGCACGUAUGUGGAUGAUGUAAAGCAGGGGUCGGCAAAUGGUGGGGCAUGCCCCCUUUGGGGGUAAUGGAGCCCCUCGGCGGGGGGUAAUGGGGCAUCUGAGGAAGCCUCAUCUUAUCUUAGAAUUGAUUGCUCCCUUGAUGGGACAGACAUCACGACUGUUUGGUCCCAGGGUUCAAAGAUAAGUCUAGGUCGAACACUAACCGUUGCCCCUCUAUUGGCGUUUUCAUAGCAGCUAACGUAAACGGGGAGGGGCCGAUCGGAACCCAGCCUCUCGGCCUCUGAACUGGAACUUUGCGGCAGAACUAAACGAGCGUGCUACCCGUGACGAUAGGAACCCGCUGCCACCCAAUUUUAACCUUCGCACUUAUAC
Molecule: messenger RNA, 2128 nt
Organism: Amphibalanus amphitrite
Lineage: Eukaryota; Metazoa; Arthropoda; Thecostraca; Balanomorpha; Balanidae
Exons: 2
Coding region: 170-985 (271 amino acids)
Source: RefSeq, a predicted model, not a curated record